UAUAAAAUCUGUGAUGGGUGCGCGGUGUGGGAGUUAGGUGUAAGGAGUGUGAGUCGGUUUGUUUAGUUUGACUCGAAGCUUGCUAUCAGAAGUGGCAUGUUGACCCUUGGAAGAUUUCGUCUUAUUGGGUUCGGUGAGAGGUUUCUGUCAUGCAGAUUAUAUUCUUCCAGUGCACUUGGUACAGUAGAAGAUUUUACUGUGAAGAAUGAACCUACUCUUGAGUAUCAGCCUGGGUCAAAGGAGAGAGAGCAGCUGCAAGCAGCCCUGUCAAAAUGGUCCAAGACAACUACAGAAAUCCCCGUGAUAAUUGGCGAUAAGGAAUACAAAGAUGGGGAUUUCAUUUAUCAGUUGAUGCCACACAACAGACAUCAGAAGCUGGCUAAAGUGUACCAGGCAGAUAAGAAAUUGUUAGAUAAUGCGAUAGACACUGCUUUGCAAGCACAAAAGAAAUGGGCACAGGUUCCUUGGCAAGAGAAAAUAAAAAUCUUUCAGAGAGCAGCAGAAAUGAUUGCAACAAAGUAUAGAUUUGAUCUUAAUGCAGUUACUAUGUUGGGUCAAUCCAAAACAGUGGUUCAAGCUGAAAUUGACUCAGCUUGUGAAUUAGCAGACUUCUUUAACUUUAACACCUAUUAUCUGAAAGAGAUGUUGAAAUAUCAGCCAAUAAGUGUUGACCCAAAGGUGACACUAAAUAGUGUCAGAUUCAGAGGACUGGAAGGUUUUGUAGCAGCCAUAAGCCCAUUUAAUUUCACAGCAAUUGGAGGAAAUUUGGCAUAUGCUCCUGCAUUAAUGGGUUGUGUUGUGUUAUGGAAACCAUCUGAUACAGCAGCACUUUCCAAUUAUUUAAUAUUCAAAAUCAUGCAAGAAGCAGGCUUACCUCCAGGUGUAGUUAACUUUGUACCAGCUGUUGGACCAACAUUUGGUGAUGCGAUAACUUCUCAUCCAAAUUUAGCUGCCAUAAACUUCACUGGUUCUGCACGGACAUUCGAGGUACUUUGGAAACUUGUCGGCAAUAACGUAAGCCGUUACAAGAGUUACCCACGAUUGAUUGGUGAAUGUGGUGGUAAAAAUUUCCACUUCAUUCAUCCAAGUGCUGAUGUUGAGUCUGCGUCCCUUCAGACUAUCCGUUCAGCAUUUGAGUACCAGGGGCAGAAGUGUUCCGCUUGUUCACGACUCUAUGUGCCUGCAUCAUUGUGGCCGAAGAUUAAGUCAAGACUUCUUGAAGUUCGGGAUCAGAUAAAAGUUGGAGAUCCUGCAGACUUCAAAUCAUUCAUGGGUGCUGUAAUCGAUGAGAAUGCAUUUAAGAGAAUCAAAUCGUACAUAGAUCUAGCAAAGAAGGAGUCUUCUACAACAAUCAUUGCUGGAGGAGAUUAUUCAGAUGAGAUUGGUUAUUUUAUACAACCAACAAUAAUAGAAUCUACAGCACCAAACACUAAGCAGAUGACAGAGGAAAUUUUUGGGCCUGUUCUGACUGUGUAUGUGUACAAGGACAAUGAUGUGUGGUCAACUCUGGAAAAAGUCAACACCACUACACCAUACGCUCUUACAGGAGCUGUUUUUGCAUCAGAUAGGGAAUUCAUUUCCAAAGCACAUGAUUAUCUCAUCCAUGGAGCUGGAAACUUUUAUAUUAAUGAUAAAUCGACAGGAGCAGUUGUGGCACAACAACCAUUUGGCGGUGCUAGGAAAUCAGGUACAAAUGACAAAGCUGGUGGACCACAUUAUUUACUGAGAUUCACUUCAAUACAGGCAGUGAAAGAAACAUUUGUACCCAUAAAAGACUGGCAAUAUCCUUACAUGAAGUAAGAUUGUAUGGUUCUUUUUUAUAUUUUUUGUUAUUAUUAUUAUCAUUACAACCUUCAAAUACAUUAGUUUAAGUGUUUGGCUGCUAUUAUGUAUCUAUAUUAUGUGCAUUUUGAUUGCUUCAUAUUUAUUGUGGUAUAAAUUGUUCACCUUUGUACUUGAUCAAUGAUAAAGUUCUUUUGACAUAUUUUUAUGCAAGUACUCCCUACGGUAGCAUGUUCAUGGUCCAUGCUGAAAAUAAUCGAAAUGUAGUCUUAAUAGCAAAAGACUUGGGGGCUGCUCUGCUAUUUCUUAUUGUCACUGAUAGCUUUUACUUUUCAUUGGUCUUCCAUUUUAAAUAUUGUAAUUUUAAGUGGUUUCUGCUUGCAUUGUUUAGUUACUAUGUUCUUUAUCAGCUAAUUCUAGAAAUAAAAUAUCUUACCUCUACCACUGUAAGCUACAAUUGGCUGUGAAGAAUUUCAAUAAAUGGAAGUUAAUUAGAACAUUGAGAGGAUCCCAUAUUUGAUUCAAAUGUGGGCUCUCAAAGUGAAAUUAGCAUUACACCAAGAAAUGUACAAAGUAUUUAUUAGUAAUAUAGGAUCAUGUUUAAUAAUAGUUCCUCUGAGGCAUGUGAUACUUUUUACUGCUGCAUUGUCAAACACUAAUUAUGUGUCUGUUCAUUUAUGUAUACUAAUAUCACAGAAUUAUUGUAUU
Messenger RNA from Schistocerca nitens (vagrant locust), 2490 nucleotides. RefSeq names its product delta-1-pyrroline-5-carboxylate dehydrogenase, mitochondrial (gene P5CDh1). Gene Ontology annotation, cellular component: mitochondrial matrix. Bases 97 to 1800 code for a protein of 567 amino acids. The record is from RefSeq and is a predicted model, not a curated record. Lineage: Eukaryota; Metazoa; Arthropoda; Insecta; Orthoptera; Acrididae. The transcript has 12 exons. Gene Ontology annotation, molecular function: L-glutamate gamma-semialdehyde dehydrogenase (NAD+) activity.